GAAACAAAAAACAUUCGGGGACGCGCCUGCUUGCUUCUUUCCCCAAACCCCAAACCGCAGGUAGGAAGCAAACCGCACGCCCCGCUCCAGAACGGAUCCUCAUCUCUCACGUUGUCACCACAGUCUGAAUCCAGAAUCCAACUAGUAGCUCCAUAAAAGCGGCAAUGAUCCAGCUGCUGUUCGUCGUGCUGGUGGCGGAGGCGUCCCUGACGGCGGCGCUGCUCUUCAAGACGCCGCUGCGGAAGCUCGCCGUGCUAGUGAUCGACCGGCUCAAGCGCGGCCGCCACGCGCCCGUCGUCGUCAAGACGGUCGCGGGCGUCAUCCUUGCCCUGCUCGCUUCAACGCUCUACAGCAUGACACAGAUCGCCGGCAGCACGAGCGACUCCGACUCUGGCGGCGGGCCCACCCCCACCGACCAGGUGCUCUUCUCGCGUCACCUCCUGGAGGCGUGCCUCAUGGGGUACUCCUUAUUUCUUGCUCUAGUGAUUGACCGGCUCCACCAAUACAUCAGAGAUUUGCGCCGGUUUAAAAAGGACUUAGAGGCUGUACGUAAGCAUAAUAAAAUGUUGGAGGAGGCAAAACAUGGAAACUCGGAGGAGGCAAAGAAAUACCAGGAAGAGAUUGCCACUCUGAACAAGGAGAUGAAGAAACUGAAGCUACAAGUCCAAGAAAAGACAGAAGAGGUCCAUGUUUCAGAGGACAAGGCACUUGCUAUCCAAAAACAAUCCGAAGGCUUGCUGACUGAAUAUGACCGCCUGCUGGAGGAUAAUCAGCAUCUUCGGACACAGCUGCUGUCAAUUGACCGCAGGCUUUCCAACUCUUCUUGAACGAAGAGUCUAUUUAGGGGAUGCUGAAGAAUUUCUGUGGAAGAUCAUGUUACCACCCAAAGUGUAUGGCAGCUACCUGCUUCCUCACUUGUUAGUCUUAGCAUCUUCAAUUAACUAGCUAUUGCAUUAUAUUGUUGGCAAAACUAGUGCAAGCAUUAUAUGGUCUAGAACUUUGGAGUUUCUCUUGUGUGUUUCUUGUAAUGCCUACUUUUUAUGUGUGCUUAUAGUGAUUACUGUUUUGAACAGAAUUUUAUGAUUAUUGCAGACGGGCAUUCACAUGUUGAAA
Zea mays is the source of this 1113-nucleotide messenger RNA. RefSeq lists its product as uncharacterized. The transcript is spliced from 2 exons. NCBI's taxonomy places the organism in Eukaryota, Viridiplantae, Streptophyta, Magnoliopsida, Poales, Poaceae. Bases 165 to 827 code for a protein of 220 amino acids. The record is from RefSeq and is marked predicted. Gene Ontology annotation, biological process: endoplasmic reticulum to Golgi vesicle-mediated transport; intracellular protein transport. Gene Ontology annotation, cellular component: endoplasmic reticulum membrane; endoplasmic reticulum.